Messenger RNA from Apis florea (little honeybee), 2639 nucleotides. It is a transcript of the gene Dbp73D, whose product is annotated as putative ATP-dependent RNA helicase Dbp73D. Gene Ontology annotation, molecular function: nucleic acid binding; ATP binding. The record is from RefSeq and is a predicted model, not a curated record. NCBI's taxonomy places the organism in Eukaryota, Metazoa, Arthropoda, Insecta, Hymenoptera, Apidae.
AUAAAUUAUCUUUAAUCUAGUCGUUAGCUAUAUAACCUAUAAAUAUAACCUAUAAAACGUUUGUAACACGUGAGUGGUCAUAAAUUAAAUGAGUUUAUUUGUAAUAAAUAGAUAUGAGGGCGAAAAAAAGGAAACGAAAAAUGAAAAGAGUCAAUUAACUGAAUUAUUGAAAAGAAUAGAAGAACGUAAACAAGAGAGAGCUGCUAAAAAUGAUAAUGAAAUAAAAAAGAAUAAUUCUCAAAAUCCACAGGAAUUGAAUCAUAAAAAAAAAAAGAAAAAAACGCAAAAUUUUAAUGAAGCUUACAUAGAAAAUAUUAAAUUGAAUGAACAUUCUAUAAUAAAUGAUGAUGAACAAAAAAGAGAAAAUUCAGAUCAAGAUCAUAGAAAGAAGAAAAAAAAGAAAAAAAAUAUUCAUAAUGAAGAAAAUUAUGAGAAAAAUGAUAAGACAUUGUAUGCUGAAAAUACAUAUAAUCAAGAUAGUAAUAAAAUAUCUAAUAAAUCAAUAAAUGAAAUACAAGAAGAAAUAUCUGAACAACAAACAAAUUUUAUAGUUUUGGGUGAAAAGAGUAGACAUAAAAGUCAUGAAGUUAAGAGAAUACUACCAGAAUGGUUAACUAACCCAAGAAUUAUAUCUGUUGAUUUAGAUAGUGGUCCAAGUUUAGAAGAAUUAAAUUCAAUUUUAGAUCUCAAACUUAUUGAAGUUUUGAGGACUAAUGGUAUCAAUAAAUUAUUUCCUGUUCAAGCUAGUAUGAUAUCUUGGCUAUUAAAAUGUAAUGAAGAUAGACAACAGAAAUGGUGGUUAAGGGAUACAUGUGUAUCUGCUCCUACAGGCAGUGGUAAGACUUUGGCAUAUGUUCUACCAAUUAUUCAAAUAUUACAAUCUCGAUUAGUUCCAAAAGUACGUUGCUUAGUUGUUGUACCAGUUCAAGAAUUAGCUACACAAGUUUAUAAAGUUUUUGUUACAUAUACAUCACACAAUUUAAAAGUUGGUUUACUUUCUGGUGCAUCAAUAUUUCAUGAAGAACAAAAAAAUAUUCUGAAAGAAAGUGCCAGAGGGGAAUAUAUAUCUAUUGUAGAUAUAAUAAUUGCUACACCUGGACGGUUAAUAGAUCAUAUAUUAAAAACACCAGGAUUUUCCUUAAAUAAUCUUCAAUUUCUUGUUAUUGAUGAAGCAGAUAAAGCUGCAGAUUGGUUAGAAUAUCUUCCUGAUCCUCAUUAUCGAAGACCGCGAUUAACACUUUUUAACUUACGUUCUUGCGAAGUUCCAGCACAAAAAUUAUUAUUCAGUGCAACAUUAUCACAAGAUCCUGAAAAAUUAAAUCGCCUUGGACUUUUUCAACCAAUAUUAUUUACAUCUGUUUUGGUGAAAGACAAAGAUGAUGAUGUAAAUUUAGAUAAAGUAGGUGAUUUCAUAGGUCGUUAUACAAGUCCUAAAGAAUUAAAAGAACAAGCAAUAGAAUGUGCAACAGAAUAUAAACCAGCAGCUUUAUAUCAUAUUAUAAUCAACAAUGAUAUAACACCUAAAACAUUAAUAUUUACAAAUUCUGGAGAAACUACUCAUAGAUUAACAAUCCUACUUCAAUCGCUUUUAUCUGAAAAAAAUAUAGUAGUUGGAGAACUUUCUGCCCAACUUGUAUCAAAAGAACGCGAAAAAAUACUUAAUAAAUUUAUAAAUGGAAAGAUUCAAAUACUUAUAUGUUCAGAUGCAUUAGCAAGAGGAGUAGAUAUUCCAGAUAUACAAUUGGUCAUAUCGUACGAUCUUCCUAAACAUAUAAAUGGUUAUAUUCACAGAGCAGGAAGAACAGGACGUGCAGGUAAAUCUGGUACUGCAAUAUCUAUAUUAACACCGAAACAAGUUGGAAUAUUUAAAAACAUGUUAAAUAAUGCUCAUAAAGUAAUACCAAAUAUUGAUAAAUUGGAUUUAAGUUCUAUUAUAAAUGAAAUUGAUUAUUCGAAUCAUAUUGAUAAAUUAAAACAUGUUCUUGAAAUAGAAAAACAAAAUAAUUUAGUACGUAUAAAAACUGUUAAACGAACUCGUUUAAUAAAUUCAAAAUAAAGUAUUUAUUUUUUAUAUAAUAUUAAAUAAAAUAUGAUUUAUAUUUGAAAAUGUUUACUUAUUGGAAUUGGAAAAUAAGUAAAUCAAGUAUAAAAUAAUGAACUACUUUAGAACAGAAAUUUAGGAAAGAAGGUUCAAAAUUCAUUGCUCAUAAAGUAACAUCGAUAAUAACAUUUUAUUGUCUGAAUUUAAUAUUAUCAUACAGUGUACAUUGUACACGAUGCUCGUUCUUUAUCGCAAUUUGUCCCGUUGAUAAUUCUUAUAUCUUUAAAUUGUAUGUUAAUUAUUAUCUUUAUUGUUACAUUCUGAUAAAGGCAAGUUAUUUAUAUUUUUAAUUUAUAAAAGAUAAAUAAUCAUUUAUUGAUUAUUAAUGACACAAGUUAGUAGUUAUAUUACUAUUAUUGCUGCGUAUAACUUCAUAAUAAUCUCAGACUGUUGAUUACAUUUUAUAUACAGUAGAAGUUACCCAACUAAUAAACUAAAAUUAUAAGAUAUACAAAAAGAGAAUGAAAGAGAGAGAACAAAAGUCUCUUUACAAAUUGUAUUCAAUUAUGAAUUUAGUAAUAAUAUAGUAUAAUUGUAA